GUUUCUUAUCAUUUCUAUCAGUUUUUGAUGCCACAUCACAGCAAAACGAGGUGUUUUUAAGAGAGGCAGUUCACAAAGAAAUAUGGUGGUCUUUUUUCAAGCUUAAAAUAAAAAAAACAGAGAGAGCAGCUGGUGUGUGUCUUCUUCGUGGUUCUAGAGAGAGAAAGUUCCAGAUCAGUUUUUUAGAGAGAGAAAUUCCAAAGUUCUUUGUAUGGGUUUUUCUACACCUUGUUUUUCUAUGUGAAAGAGAGUGGUUUCUUUGUGAAACACAAGAGUGAGGGUGUAAUUGGGACUUUGGGAUUGGUUUCGGGUUUCUUGUGUGAAAUCACCAUUGUUGAUCUGGUUUUGAGCUUGUAAACACAGAUUUUCUUAUAGUGCAGAAGCUUCACACUGGAGCAAGAGGACGUAGGUCAAUUUCGACCGAGCCUCAAUAAAAUUUCUGUGUUGAUUUGUAGUUUAGAUUCUUGGAUUUUAUUCUUAGAAUACAUAACAAAAUAUCUUGAUUUGUCGCACAAGAAGUUAAAUGGAACCAUUCCAAAUAAGAUAUGUACCCUCUCUGUAGAAAGUACUUUGGACCUUAGUUACAAUUCCGUUGGUGGUGAAAUACCUUCUCAACUCCAAAAAUUGAAGAACUUCACCUUCUUAUCCCUAGCCUACAUCAAUCUCAGUGGAAGUAUUCCCUCUGCCCUUCGACCUUUCUAUCAAAUCGACUUGUCUGACAAUCGUUUAAAAGGUCCAAUCCCAGAUGAGCUAGCCAGUCCAGUGGGUGCAUUUGUCGGCAAUCAAGAUUUAUGUAGUAAUGUCACAGGUAUCCAUCCUUGCUUUCAAAAUAGCCCACCUGGGAAAAACCACAGAAACAAAAAAUUCUCUUACAUAAACAGAGCCAUCGUUCCCAUCUCGGUUUUCCUUGACUUGUUAUUCGUAAUGCUUGGAGCUCUGUUCUAUGCCCGUCGAAUUAAAAACAAUAAAGGUCAACCAGUUUCUGAGACGAGAGUAAAGAAUGGAGAUAUCUUUUUCAAUUGGAAUUAUGAUGGAAAAAUUGCAUAUCAUGACAUCAUAGAAGCAACAGAGGACUUUGAUAUUGGAUAUUGCAUUGGGACGGGUGGUUAUGGAAGUGUCUACAGAGCACAACUACGUGGUGGAAAAGUAGUUACCUUGAAGAAGUUGCAUGGUUCAGAAGUUGAACAGCCAAAUUUGAGGAAGAGUUUCAUGAACAAGGUCAAAACAUUGACGGAAGUACGCCAUCGGAAUAUUGUGAGACUCCAUGGUUUUUGUUUGCACAAAAGAUGCAUGUUUUUGAUUUAUGAAUGCAUGGAAAGAGGAAGCUUGUUUUUUGUCCUGAACAACGAUGCAGAGGCUGUGGAAUUGGACUGGAGCAAAAGAGUGAAUAUUAUAAAAGGCGUAGUGCAUGCCUUAUGUUACAUGCAUCAUGAUUGCACUCCACCAAUUGUUCAUCGUGAUGUAACCAGCAACAACAUUUUACUCAACUCAGAAUUGGAGGCUGUCGUUUCUGAUUUUCGCACAGCUAAACUCCUUGAUCCAGAUUCAUCAAACCAAACCACAAUUGCCGGCACAUAUGGAUAUAUUGCUCCAGAGCUUGCCUAUACAUUGUUUGUGACUGAAAAAUGCCAUGUUUAUAGUUUUGGAGUGGUGGCACUUGAAUCGGUUAUGGGAAAGCAUCCAAAAGAACUGUUGUCAUCAUUAGCAUCCUCUUCCACGCAAAGUCUACUGCUUAUUGAAAUACUAGACCAACGCCUGCCACCCCCAAGAAGUCGGUCCAUUAUUCAAGAUGUUGUGCUUGUUUCAACAGUUGCAUUUGCAUGUAUACAGGCUAAUCCAAAGUGUCGACCAACAAUGCCAAGUGUGUCUAAAGAGUUUCUUGCUUGCAGGACACCGUUUGCCAAGUGCUUUCAUGAUAUCUCAGUUGGGCAGCAGCUCAUGAACCCACAAGUCUAUCUAGAUGACCAAAUUAAUGGGGUUGUCUACAAUUAAUUCGGUUGAAUGAUGAUUUUUUCUCGUUACAAGGAUGUAUCUCCAUUAGACAGAAUUGGUCUUCUUUUUAAAGAGGAACUGGGCCCAUUUAAUGACCCUGUAACUCACAGCCCCAAUAUCCAUAUGAAACAUACAAUUGGGCAUCUCUUUUUCUUUUUUUUUUUAUAUUUUUAUGGAA
This is a messenger RNA of Ziziphus jujuba (common jujube), 2170 nucleotides long. RefSeq names its product MDIS1-interacting receptor like kinase 2-like. The record is from RefSeq and is a predicted model, not a curated record. NCBI's taxonomy places the organism in Eukaryota, Viridiplantae, Streptophyta, Magnoliopsida, Rosales, Rhamnaceae. The transcript is spliced from 2 exons. Bases 925 to 1992 code for a protein of 355 amino acids. Gene Ontology annotation, biological process: protein phosphorylation. Gene Ontology annotation, molecular function: protein kinase activity; ATP binding.